Messenger RNA from Stereum hirsutum FP-91666 SS1, 1402 nucleotides. RefSeq lists its product as uncharacterized. Gene Ontology annotation, biological process: nucleophagy; autophagy of mitochondrion; autophagosome assembly. Gene Ontology annotation, molecular function: Atg8-family ligase activity. Gene Ontology annotation, cellular component: cytosol; cytoplasmic ubiquitin ligase complex. NCBI's taxonomy places the organism in Eukaryota, Fungi, Basidiomycota, Agaricomycetes, Russulales, Stereaceae. Bases 36 to 1154 code for a protein of 372 amino acids. The transcript is spliced from 7 exons. The record is from RefSeq and is a predicted model, not a curated record.
CCUUCUUCCUCCACUUCCACCGGUCUACUUUCCCGAUGCACGCAAUACAGCAACAAUAUUGGGCCGUUCGUGACUACUUAAGCCCUGUCUUGAAAGAAAGCAAAUUCAAGGAGCACGGCAGGAUUACGCCUGAGGAGUUCGUUGCGGCUGGUGACUUCCUGACCUAUAAGUUCCCCGUCUGGACAUGGGAGAAGGGUGAGGCCUCUAAAGCCCGAGAUUUCCUUCCGCCAGAUAAACAGUACCUCGUCACUCGCGGUGUCCCCUGCCUUCGUCGCGCCACCUCGCUUGCCUACACCGAUGCAGACGAAGAUGCCGAGCGACUAUUGAACUUUGGCGAUAGCUCAGCGACGGGCGACGAGGCAGACGAGUGGGUGGAGACUCAUGCAGGCCGUCCAGCAAAUCUCGACUCUGCGGCCAAUGCGGGCACGAUCGAUGAUAUCCCUGACCUGGAUGGCGAUGGUGGUGACGAGGCAGAGGGCAUUUCAAGCGGGAUAAAGGGCAUGUCGGUAUCAGAUGCAAAGGGGGGCGAUACGCCAGAUCUGGACGAUAUCCCUGAUAUGGAGGAGGAUCUGGAGGAGGACGAGGACGAGGCAACGGCAGCACCCAAGCGCACUGCUCCUACGAGUAACGUAAUUGAUGCGAGCGAGAUCGAAGUUGCAAAGGGCAAUCUGCUGCAAGUCCGGACAUACGACGUCAUGAUCACCUACGAUAAGUACUACCAAACGCCUAGAAUCUGGCUUCUGGGUUACGAUGAGAACCGGACGCCCUUGACGCCUUCACAAAUCUUUCAGGACGUCUCUGCCGACCAUGCCUUCAAGACUGUCACCAUCGAGGCUUUCCCUAAUUCUUCCACGCUCCAGGCUGCAUCCGUUCAUCCUUGCAAGCAUGCCAGCGUUAUGAAGAAGGUCAUCGAGCGUAUGAACGCAGGUGUAGUCGAGGAGCAGAAGGCCGCGCAACGGAAGUCGGGUGGGUCGAAGGAUAAGAAGAAGUGGUUUGGACGGCGCGGGAGUGGCAAUGGGAAGAUAGAUCCCGCGCCGACCGGUGAAGAAGAGGAGGUCGAAGGCAUGCGAGUCGAUUUCUAUCUCGUCGUCUUCCUCAAGUUCAUCGCUUCUAUUGUGCCGACCAUUGAGGUCGACUCGACGACAGCCUUCUGAACUGUCCCAGCGUCUCUCUCCCUUGCUAAGUCUUUUUGUUUCUCUCUUGGUUAAUUGUGAAGUCGGGUAGGAGCGAUCAUCAACAUAUCACGAACGAAUGGAUCACUUGUAUGUAUACCCAUUAGUAACCAAUCUUUUACGUGCUUUCCAAUUGCCGUUAUUGCGUACUGUACUGGUACUGAGAGGUCUCCGCUGAACUGUACACUAUAGAAUUCCGAUGAAAUAUGAUCUAUACAUCGUACUAUCCU